This is a messenger RNA of Tyto alba (common barn owl), 1204 nucleotides long. It is a transcript of the gene SETD9, whose product is annotated as SET domain containing 9. Bases 37 to 921 code for a protein of 294 amino acids. Gene Ontology annotation, molecular function: protein binding. The transcript has 6 exons. NCBI's taxonomy places the organism in Eukaryota, Metazoa, Chordata, Aves, Strigiformes, Tytonidae. The record is from RefSeq and is a predicted model, not a curated record.
GUGCCGAGGGCGGCCGUGACGGGGAGCGGCGCCGCCAUGCUGCAGUCGCUGCGGCAGCGCUGGGACGCCUACAAGUACCGCUUCGUGCCCUGGCUGGCCCUCAACCUCCGCCGCCAGCGCAGGACCCUCCGAUAUGUUCCUGAAAGCUCCCAAGACAAAAUUAUCUCUGAUGAAGAUGUCUUUGAAACACUACUGAAAAUAUUUAAAGCUCUGUUCACAAAUGACUUCAGCAGGCAAGCACAUAUUUUGGACUUACUUCCAGAAAUCAAGUGUAAAUAUCUGGAAUUACUGACUGUUGAGCAGAAGCAAUCAGAAUUAAAUUUGUGUAACCAUCACAGUCAACAUGUGUUUAGUCCAGAGGAAGUUCUGUUUAAUACACUAGGGUUCACUAUUAGUCGCAGCCAAAGCUCCCUGUUGUCUGCUGGAACUGGAGUGUUUGUUACCAAAGGUUUUGUACCAAAAGGGACGGUUGUGUCUAUGUAUCCUGGUACAGUAUACAGAAAGCAUGAGCCCAUCUUUUUCCAGUCCCUUGGCAAUCCCUUUAUUUUUAGAUGCAUAGAUGGCAUCCUCCUUGAUGGGAACGAUAAAGGACUAUCAAGAUCAGUGUACAGGUCUUGCAUCAGGAGAGACCAACUUGGCCCAUUUCAAAUGAGUGAUGAGAGCUGGCUCACAGCUACCCUGCAGAACCCACUGGCCAUGGGACAGUAUGUCAACAACUGCUCACAUGAAAAAGCAGCCAACGUGUGUUAUCAGGAGUUUGAUGUGCCGGGAUCUUUUCCAGUAGAACUGAAACAGUAUCUUCCAAACAUCGUCUACAGCCAUGACAUAGAGAGCCACCUGAGGUGUGUAGUGCUUGUCGCUCUCAGAGACAUCAAGCAAGGAGAAGAACUUUUUUCUAAUUACUACACUGUUGUCAGCUGAAUUCACAGAUUGAAGACUGAAGAAAUCUAUCAUUAAAAUACUUACUUUGUGUGUACUUCAAGCUUUGUGAGGAUUUUUGCAUAACGGAGGGCUGUAGCUUUACCAUUUAGAAAGCAAGCUGCAGGCUUGUAUUUCCCUGAAAAUACUCCACCUCUGAUGCAGAGGUGAAGAUUUAGCCAUUUACGUCAUCAGGUUCUUGGCUGUCUAUUGUUGCUGAUAUUAUUGCUUAUUGAUGUUCAGCUGCCCAUACAAUAGCUCAUAAAAUAAAAACCUAAGUUCUGGA